Messenger RNA from Phragmites australis (common reed), 1985 nucleotides. Its product is annotated as beta carbonic anhydrase 5, chloroplastic-like. Lineage: Eukaryota; Viridiplantae; Streptophyta; Magnoliopsida; Poales; Poaceae. Gene Ontology annotation, molecular function: zinc ion binding; carbonate dehydratase activity. The transcript has 9 exons. The coding region runs from base 463 to 1377 and encodes 304 amino acids. The record is from RefSeq and is a predicted model, not a curated record. Gene Ontology annotation, biological process: carbon utilization.
AUCCAAUCGCUAUACUCUACAAUGAUGGGUUGCCGGUUGCCACGCAACACGAUGAGGUUCAUAGACCGCUGGUCGCCGGGCCCCCAAGGAACAGCAACGUCCAGAGGUUCCACGGCACCUACGCCAACAACUGGGAAAUCCAACGGUCAGGAUCCGUCCACCACAUCCAAUCUGACGGACGGAGUCUCAUCCGCAUACAGACUUCUCUGCGGUUGCUCCCUCUGAAUCAUCGAAGUUUCAGCCACCAAACAGUUGGAUCACCCUAAUUGAUUAUUUUUUCCCUGAAAAAAUCCGCCUCGUCCUCGAUUCCUCCGCCCCAUCGCCGUCGUCUCCUCCGCCUCGUGUCACUGCCCCCCCCCCCCCCUAAAGCCCCGGCCAUUGUCGCCCGCGCCAAGCUCCCCCUACUCAAAUGCCCGAGACCCCAACACCGCGACGCGAGCACCCGCACCGGCCUGUCCACACAUGGCUCCCGGUGUCCUCGUCCGCGCCGCCUCCCAUUGCCUCCGCCCCGCCCCGGCCGCCUCCGCUGACUCCGGCCGCGGCCAUGGCGCGCUGACGAUCGGUGAUUCGAGGCCGCGCGAUGUUGCUCUGCGGGUGGGAGGAUCCGGCCGGAGAGAAUUCUCAUGUAUCACAAAGGCCUCAAGAGAUCAUUCUGGUUUGACUCGACAACUUCUAGAUUUUCAACAUGAGACAGUAGAUGGGGUAGGUGGAGAACAUGAUCAGUUCAAGGAGUUGAAAGCAAGGUUCAUGGACUUCAAACAGCGUAACUAUGUGGAAAAUUUUUCUAAUUACCAAAGUCUUGCUCAGCAGCAAACACCAAAGUUCAUGGUGGUUGCUUGUGCUGACUCAAGAGUCUGCCCUUCCAGUAUUUUAGGGUUUCAGCCUGGGGAAGCAUUCACGGUUCGUAAUGUGGCAAAUUUGGUACCACCAUAUAAGCAUGGGGCUUCGGAGACUAGUGCGGCACUAGAGUUCGCCAUCAAUUCACUCGAGGUAGAAAAUGUAUUAGUUGUAGGUCACAGCCGUUGUGGUGGCAUCCAAGCACUAAUGAGUAUGAAAGAUGAUUCAGCUUCUGUAAGCUUUAUUAAAGACUGGGUUUCCAUUGGGAAGAGUGCAAGGUUAAGCACGAAAGCAGCAGCUGGAAAUUUGAGUUUCGAAAUGCAGUGCAACCAUUGUGAAAAGGAAUCAAUAAAUAGCUCACUGUUGAACUUGUUAACAUACCCUUGGAUAGAGAAAAGGGUGAAUGAAGGUACUUUGAACCUUCAUGGAGGUUACUACAACUUCGUUGAUUGCACAUUUGAGAAGUGGACAUUAGUGUACCGUGAAGGGCUGGAAGGUGGAAGCAAGUAUGCUAUAAAGAACAGGUCUACCUGGUCUUGACCAAUCAAGGUCUUGUUUACUUGGGUAAAUUUCACUCUGCCCCCUGCAGUUUAGCAUGGUUUUGCUUUGCCACUACGUUGUCCAUUUCAUUGCACCUUGCUCCAUUGUGGUAUUGAUCUUCUGCAGAAGCGAGUCCCUGUAUCAAGUAACUGUUACAAGACUGUUGGCGUCACCCAUUGACAUGCAUGGUACUAUGCCACUAGCUUGUCAUGCUUGAAUUUGUUUAUGUUGUAAGCAUUGAAGACACGCAUGCUUCAGCAUUGCAGCAGUUAUCUGAUACAGGGACUCUUGACUGUAGAAGAACUAAACCACAAUGGAGUGAAGUGCAACACAAUGGACAAUAUGGUAGCAAAGUGAAAGUCUGUCAAACUGCCGGGGCCAAAGUGAAUUUUAUCCAACUAUUUAUGUGGUGUUGUCUGCUUGAAACGAUUAAGAUUUUACAAAUAAGCUGCAAAACCAGUCAUACGAAUGCAUGUAAUCUUGGCCACAUUUGGCGUCACUGUGUUGUAGUAACAUUUGUACCAUUCGCUGUAUCAUUGUAAUAGUGAGAUACAAAUAAUGGACCGGCUUUAUAAUUGUACGUCUUAUCAAUUGAAUCUUUUUCAAUA